GCGGGUGAUGAGUAGGGGCGGCGGGGGGCGAUGGGGCUCGGUGUCGCUGGAGUUGGUGAUGGCGGAGUGCGCGGGCUGCCAUGGUGUUUGCGGCUUCUGGAAAAGGGUGGAGGGCCCCGAGGAGCGGCGGCUGCUGGAGCUCUUCUCCUACGGGCUGAUGGCGCUGGGUGCCGGCUCCGCCCUGCUGCUCUGCUUCAUCCCUAUGCCCUACGGCCGGUACUCCACGCGGCGCUUCGGCUCGCUGCUGCCCGCCCGCGCUGCCUGGGCGCUGCAGGAGCUGCCCUCCCUCCUCGUUCCGAUCGGGCUCGCCGCCUGCGGUGGGGAGGCCAUCGCCGCCCUGGCUAACCGUGUCCUGCUGGGCUGCUUCGUCCUGCACUACGCGCACAGGGCACUCAUAUUUCCUCUUCUUAUCCGUGAAGGAAAACCAACACCAUUUGUCACUUUUGUGUUAGCACUUCUGUUCUGCGUUUUCAAUGGAUACUUGCAGGGCCGAAGCUUAAGCAACUAUGCAACUUACCCUCCGGGCUGGUUGAAAGAUCCAUGCUUCAUUACAGGUUUUAUAGGGUGGUUGCUCGGCAUGGCAAUUAAUAUUCAUUCUGAUCAUAUUCUCAGAAAUCUGAGAAAACCAGGGGAAUCUGGUUACAAGAUACCAAGAGGAGGAAUGUUUGAGUAUGUCAGUGGAGCCAACUUUUUUGGAGAGAUCCUGGAGUGGUUUGGGUUUGCCCUUGCCUGUGGCACCACUGAAAGCCUUGCAUUUGCAUUGUGUACUCUUUUCAUCUUGGGUUCAAGGGCAAGGCAACACCAUCAAUGGUACCUUGAGAAAUUUGAAGACUACCCAAAGGACAGAAAAAUUGUGAUACCAUUUUUGUACUGAGCUGUGCUUUUAACACUGUCUGAGAUGGAUGCUUUUAGUAACAGCUAACAUUUUACAGGUGGUGGCAAGUUAAAAACAUACUCUCAUCCUCACUGUGACAAAGCCUUUCCAUCGGUGCUGCUAUUACUUACUUCUUUUUCCUCUUAAUGGUAACCAAGAUUCUGAUGGACAUGGUGAAUAGGAACAGAAAUGCUUUUCCAGCAGUGAAGCACCUCCAUGAACACCUUAGGCAGUGAGUCUGACUGCCUGUGCAAGCUUCUGCUGUUUCCACUCAAUCUAGUCACGCUGUCAUGAGGAUUGUGCUGUGAGCCCAGUGACUCUCACUGCAGUCUGGACGGUGUGUUCUCCCUAUUGUUUGCCAGCAUAUGCAAAUAGGGUUGAUUUUACUUUUUCUUCCUUGCCUUUCUAAUCCUUUCUUCCCUCCACCUGCAUUUUCAGGAGAGCUGAUGAUGCAGACCAAGGAAUUAAAUUAAUAUAGUUGCUGUUAGGUGAGAGGCAAUGUUCCUUCUCUUUGCACUCUUUCAUAUGGAUAUUGUAUAGAUAAUUCUAUACAGGAUACUGUAUAGAUAAUAUUUAAUGCUAUUUACAUAAAAGUUGUAGGGCUAUCUUCCCCAAAUAAUAGAUUAAUAUUGUCAUCUACCUCUUAAAAUUGAUAGCUAUCUCAAUAUGCAAUAUGUGUCUUCUCACUCUAAACUGUUUUUGGAAGGCAUUCUUUACUUAGGAAACUUAGGCCAGUCUAGCACUAUUAAAAAAUGUGUAAUAUUUUCUAACCCACUUUAUAAAAAAAAAACUUGAGAUUUUUACAAAAUUUUCUUAUUAUGUUGUUUUAAAAAUUCAAGUGUUUUUCUUCUUCUGUUGAUAACAUUCUAGAUGAUUUUAUAUUCUGGAAUAUUUUGUGUUGCAUGUCAUGUUAAUGUCAGUGCUCAUACUCCAACAUUUUACUCAUGAAGGACUCCAGAAUGCUUUCAAGAACAUGAUGCGAUUCCAAGCCUACCGACUUUCAAGUUUCAGGCACAUCUGUGUGCUUUGCAUGAUUGUCAUAAUAAAGAAUUUUUUAGAAUUCUUAAGAAAAAAAAACUCAACAGAAACUAAUUUAAAAAAAAAAAUCCAACAAAAAAGAAAACAAAACAACAACCAAAUU
Molecule: messenger RNA, 2015 nt
Organism: Corapipo altera (White-ruffed manakin)
Lineage: Eukaryota; Metazoa; Chordata; Aves; Passeriformes; Pipridae
Gene: SRD5A1
Product: steroid 5 alpha-reductase 1
Exons: 5
Coding region: 8-874 (288 amino acids)
Biological process (GO): steroid biosynthetic process
Cellular component (GO): membrane
Molecular function (GO): 3-oxo-5-alpha-steroid 4-dehydrogenase activity
Source: RefSeq, a predicted model, not a curated record